Molecule: messenger RNA, 775 nt
Organism: Menidia menidia (Atlantic silverside)
Lineage: Eukaryota; Metazoa; Chordata; Actinopteri; Atheriniformes; Atherinopsidae
Source: the annotation of a GenBank genome assembly
UGCUACAAUGUCCUGUUCAGAAGAGCACGGAGGACAUUACGAAGAGGAAGAUGAAGAUCAGGGAGAGGAAGAUUUUCCCUGCUCCCCCGGGCGUCAUGGUGAAGAAGAACGACCCAAAUACAAGCCCGUGGUCACACAGCUUGCUGCACCAAAAAUCCCAGAGGGGGAACGAGUUGACUUUGAUGACAUUCACCGCAAAAGGAUGGAGAAAGACCUCCUGGAGCUGCAGACUCUGAUUGAUGUCCACUUUGAGCAGAGGAAGAAAGAGGAAGAGGAGCUGAUAGCACUGAAAGAAAGAAUUGAGAACCGGCGUGCGGAGAGAGCCGAGCAGCAGCGCGUGAGGGCUGAGAAAGAGCGGGACAGACAAACACGGAUCGCUGAGGAGAGGCAAAGAAAGGAGGAUGAGGAGGCGAAAAAGAGGGCCGAGGAUGAGGCCAAGAAGAAGAAGGUGCUCUCCAACAUGGGGGCUCAUUUCGGAGGGUUCCUUGCCAAGGCAGAGCUAAAACGAGGCAAAAGGCAAACCGCGAGAGAAAUCAAGAAGAAGACUCUGGCAGACAGACGCAAACCCCUGGCUAUAGACAACCUGAGAGAAGAUGGCCUGAGAGAGAGAGCUGAGGAGAUGUGGGAAUGGAUCUACCAGCUGGAGUCAGAGAAGUUUGACCUAACUGAGAGGAUGAAGAGGCAGAAGUAUGAGAUCAAUGUCCUCCUCAACAGAAUCCAGCAUGCUCAGAAAUUCAAAAAGGUCCACGGUAAGGGGAAGGUUGGAGGCCGCUGG